AUGACGACCUCCGAGAGAUGGCCGGCGCACAGCGGCGCCACUGCCAUCGUGCUCGGUCUCGACAUCGGCACCGUCAACACUGGCGUAUGCUACGCCGUGCUUGCCGACGGCUUCAGGCCGAAGAUCUACUCCGUCGAUCAAUGGACGCACUGCGCAGACGAGAACCCUCGCAUAGCCACGCGGAUCUACUACAACAGCCAGGGAGAGACUAUGGAGCACGCCGGCGCCGAGAACGAAUACAGGCUCGGGCAGGGAGCGCGGAUGGCGCAAAUGUUCAAGCUUCCCUUCCUGCGCAAGUCUCCGCUCGAUGCUCGCGGCGACGAUCUCAACAAUUUGCCCGAGAAUUUAGCAGGCCUAAAUCCGAAGAAGGUCAUGACGGACUUCAUGACGAUGAAGCAUGUCAGGAGUCACGAGCAAGCGGGGCUUGAAGUGACGGACGUGACGCCGAUCCGUAUCAUGGUGACGCACCCUAACGACUGCGGGAAGGUCGAGCAGAAUCAGUACCUGCACGCCCUGCAGCUAGCGCUCCAGCAAGUCAAGGUCAAGAGGGUGGACAUUGAGUUUACCACCGAGGGCGAAGCGUGUCUGAACGGCUACGCGUGUGAACGCGAACGCCAUUUGGUCGCGGGAAAGGAGCAUUUGCUGAUAGAUGCGGGCGGCGGUACGAUUGAUUUGAGCGCCUACCGCGGCGAGAUUGGCAAGGAUGGCCGUGACGUCUUCCACGAGAGCGCUGGCGCGCGUUGCAUCACCGGCGGCUCGACUAUCAUCGACGAGCGCUUCUGGAAGUUCGUGCAGGCACAGCUGAGCGCCAAGAAAGUAAAGCUGCGAGAGUCUCAGCGUUUAGAGCUCUCGCGCAGCUGGCUCUCGAUCAAGAAUGCAUACGCCGCAGACCAGGAAGACUACAAGCUCUUUCUUUGUCACAAGCCGGUCUACGAUUGCGGGGCGAAGCACAAGCGGAAAGUGGUAUUUCCUCACGGCUACUUGACGGUCACUAGAGCUGAGAUCAGCCAGCUCUUCGAAGAGUCCAUCUCACGGACUGUUGAGGAGGCCGUGAAUAUGGUAAAGGAAGUGCGCGAGAGACGUCCUGGGCCAAAGUCAGCGCCGAUAGAACCUCUGACUAUCGUGCUCACCGGCGGCCUGAGCAUGAAUCCGUACUUCAGCGAGCAAAUUCGUGCACGCAUGAGCCACGUUCGCAAGCUCAAGUUCGAGCGUCCACCCCGGCCCUGCACGAAAGCGGUCGCGGAAGGCGCAGUCGCUGCCUCUAUUGACGGCUUCGUCACACGUUACGUGUCUCGUUUCCAAUAUGGCAUCGAGGUGCAGCGCCCUUUCUCAGACCCGCACGGAGCCGUCGUGUAUGAUCAGUCGAAAGGCAUUGGAUUUCAUCCCGACGGACUCGCGGUACUGGUGUCGAAGGGAGAUCGGGGAGGAAAGGAAGCAGAGGAUCGAGCCAUCCAGCGCUUCGAGGACUACUUCACCGCGGACCAGGUGGAGGCGCCGGAGCUGGAGACGUACGUCGAGGUGUACGCGUGCAAGAGCGGCCGAAAGACCAACUGGAUCGACCGCGAGUCCGGCGACUUCGAGCUCCUGGAGACGUUCAGAUUCAAGUUCACGAGAGACGAAGUCUCGGAAGCCAAGGAGCUGUUGCCCGCGACAGCAACAGACCAAGCGUGCUUCAGGCUCAACUUCGCCUGGGAGUUCCAGGUCUACGGCGCCGAAUUGUUGGCCUUCUGCAUCCUCUACACGAACAGCGGAGGUCAAAUGUGA
Molecule: messenger RNA, 1764 nt
Organism: Tilletiopsis washingtonensis
Lineage: Eukaryota; Fungi; Basidiomycota; Exobasidiomycetes; Entylomatales
Exons: 9
Coding region: 1-1764 (587 amino acids)
Source: RefSeq, a predicted model, not a curated record